Messenger RNA from Pteronotus mesoamericanus, 2144 nucleotides. RefSeq names its product nuclear receptor binding factor 2 (gene NRBF2). The record is from RefSeq and is a predicted model, not a curated record. NCBI's taxonomy places the organism in Eukaryota, Metazoa, Chordata, Mammalia, Chiroptera, Mormoopidae. The coding region runs from base 191 to 1054 and encodes 287 amino acids. The transcript has 4 exons. Gene Ontology annotation, biological process: autophagy.
UCCGCGGCGCCGGAGGAGGAAGUGGUGAGGUUGUCGCUCCUUCUGCUCCCUUGGCUGGCUCCCGGCACCCGGCUCCCGGGACACGGAGAGGAGCCGCAGUCUCCGUCGCUGCUUUGCGCUGCCCUGCUGUUCUCCAUGUGCUUCGGCGCCGUCGCUCCCCUUCCUCAGGCCGCCUCUUACUCCGGGGUCUAUGGAAGUAAUGGAAGGACCCCUCAACCUGGCUCAUCAACAGAGCAGACGAGCAGAUCGUUUAUUAGCUGCAGGGAAAUACGAGGAGGCUAUUUCUUGUCACAAAAAGGCUACAGCGUAUCUUUCUGAAGCCAUGAAGCUGACACAGUCUGAGCAGGCUCAUUUAUCACUGGAACUGCAAAGGGACAGCCACAUGAAACAGCUCCUGCUUAUUCAGGAGCGGUGGAAGAGGGCCAAGCGGGAGGAAAGAUUGAAAGCCCAGCAGAGCACAGACAAGGAUGCCCCUGCCCAGCCUCAGGCAGUUCACAAACCCUUUACUGAGGAUGCUGAAGGCCAGGGCCUCCUCCCUCACAAGUAUAGCCCUUCCACAGAGAAACACCUGCCUGAAAUUCAGGGGAUCUUUGACAGGGAUCCAGACACACUGUUAUUUUUACUUCAGCAAAAGAGUGAGCCAACAGAACCAUGCAUUGGAAGCAAAGCCCCAAAAGACGAUAAAACAAUUAUAGAGGAGCAGGCAACCAAAAUUGCAGAUUUGAAGAGGCAUGUGGAAUUCCUUGUUGCUGAGAAUGAAAGAUUAAGGAAAGAAAAUAAACAACUAAAGGCCGAAAAGGCCAGACUUCUAAAAGGCCCAGUAGAAAAGGAGCUAGAUGUAGAUGCUGAUUUUGUAGAAAAGUCAGAGUUAUGGAGCUUGCCGCCACAUUCAGAAACUGCUACAGCCUCUUCAACCUGGCAGAAGUUUGCAGCAAAUACUGGGAAAGCCAAGGAUAUUCCAAUACCCAAUCUUCCUCCCUUGGAUUUUCCAUCUCCAGAACUUCCCCUUAUGGAACUCUCUGAGGAUAUUCUGAAAGGAUUUAUGAAUAAUUAAAAUGGAAGACCACAGAAGAAAUGAGAAGAGGAAAUAAUACAGUUAAUCCAGAAGGAAAAAAAAAAAGGGAAAACCACAUGCAAGGGUAAUCCCGGAGAGGCUUCAUCAUCUGGCAUACUGUGUAGAAGAGGCAUUGCCAGGACUUGGAAAACGGUCACUGUGAAAUAUGUCACAUAUCUGACUUACUGACUCGAGCUAAUGAUUCCAGACUUGGCAGACACUAAACUCUUGGAGGUUCACUUUCUCCUGAUACAAACCAAAUGGCUACCUGGAAUAAUUUUUUCAAGCAACAGUUUUUCUUAUCUUCAGGGUUAAAAUGUAUAAAAAAGUAUGUUAUGUGUAAUUAAUCUAUAAUGCCAUAAAUGAUAAUGCAAAACCUAAAUAAUAUGGUGACCUGAGGGGCUGCCUUAUAUUUGAAACAUGCUUUCUAUCAUGCAUUGACUGUACGCAUUUUGUUAUGCACAUUUCAUUUGUUUAAUAAGGUGUGUAACACACACCUUUCUAGAUAAAACUCUUGUGUGCCACACUUUGCACUACUCAUAACAUAAUGAUAACCUCAAGACUAUCAGGAGAAAUAUUUAAAUUUCCAUUUUAUGAAGAACCAAAUUAUUAGUUAUGCUUUUUUAAAGAAAAAUUACCAGUUUACAUAAUUAAUCAGGGUGCAUUUUAAGUUCUAACUUUUUUGUUUAUUGUAUAAUGCAUCAUUUGAAAAUACCAAGGAAAUAUCCUUUUGUUUUUAAUGAUGCAUGAGUGGAAGUAAUGCUAGUUGGCAGUAUUUGAUUGUAAGAAAUCAAUAAAGUAAUUGUGUUUUAUACCUUUGUUGAAUAUGGUUGGUACUUUAAAAAAGCAAGUUUUAUAUGGUUUCUGUGUUGUAAAUUUUGAAUAUGAAUUUGAAGAAAUCCUGUCAAAUGAUUACAUUGGUAUGUUAGAGAUUUUCUUCGGUGUUUUAUAGUCUGUUUCCCAUCUAACUAGGCUGAAAGAACAAAGAUUUCCUGAGGACUGAACAUGUUCUGAACCUUUUCCCUGACCUAGCACACAUGAAAAAUGGCAGCACAGCACUCAGGCUGGAGCUGCUGGGCCUGGGUACCUG